This is a messenger RNA of Thermothelomyces thermophilus ATCC 42464, 2496 nucleotides long. RefSeq lists its product as uncharacterized. The record is from RefSeq and is a predicted model, not a curated record. The transcript is spliced from 5 exons. Bases 295 to 2265 code for a protein of 656 amino acids. NCBI's taxonomy places the organism in Eukaryota, Fungi, Ascomycota, Sordariomycetes, Sordariales, Chaetomiaceae. Gene Ontology annotation, molecular function: protein binding.
UGUCUUGCUCUUUCAGAUUCCCGAACCUAUUGACCCGCCCGCACACGCGUGGCGCGUACCGUGACCUUUCCCCUUCGUUCAUUCCGACUGCGACCCGCCGCGAAUUGAGCACGAACAUUCCGACGUCAUUCCUCAACUGUUGUGCUGCUCGGUAGUUUUCCUUUGCAGCGUACUGCUGGAAUCCCCGUGCUUUGACGAAACUUCAAACCGGCAAUUAUUUGUCUCUGAUCAAGAAGCGCGAGAUAGUGGCCGGAGUAUCCGACUCCGCCGUUUCGCCACGCGCUCUUCAUCAGGAUGCCGCCAUACAACCGACCGCUCAGCUUCUCGGAGCGAAGGGGUGCCGUCUUCAACGAGGAGUUGUCCCUCAACACCCACAAUGUCAAACUGUCCCAGCAACGGCCUAGGGGGCCGCCGACGCCAAGCAUGAGCACACCUGCCGCCGAUUUUGAACAGGUGACUGGCUCCCCCCCGCCCCCGCCAACUCCUGCAGCAUCUCCUGGACCGUCACACUCGAAGUUGAACUGGAGUAAUGCCAAAGAGGACGAAGAGGCUUAUCUCUCGGGACUGCGGAAGUAUUUUAUGCAAUGCAAUAGUGGACAGAGGACUCGACUGCUCGCGGACCUUCUGAACCUCUGCACCAGUGCGCAGCUGAGCUUUGUGCAUCAAUUCGUUAGCCCCCUCCUCAAGAAGGACCCAUUUACGACGCUCCCAGAUGAGUUGUGCCUCCGAAUUCUUUCCUUCAUCGAUGACCCGAAAGUCUUAGCACGCGCGUCGCAAGUCUCAAGGAGAUGGCGGGACUUGCUCAGCGACGACAUGACCUGGAAGAACCUCUGCGUGAAGCACGACUAUCAGCGGAGGCUGUCCGAGGUUGACCGGCUGAAUCCUCCAACUUCCCCAGCGAGGACCGAGGCCUAUUCCUUUGGUCACCGAGAAGACGACUCGACGAGCCACGACUUCGCUGGUGCGCUUACCUCUACCUCGUUACCGGCCACCUUCGACGGGAAAUCAAAUUCGCGUCCCGUGCUGAGGUCGUACAAGUCGCACUUCAAACAAAGAUACCUUGUUGAUGCCGCUUGGCGGUCCGGCGGCCGUAACCUGACGCGCAACAUCACACAGGACGGCGGCGUCGUGACAAGUCUGCAUCUCACCUCCAAGUAUAUCAUCGUGGCUCUCGAUAAUGCCAAGAUUCAUGUGUUUGAUACUGAGGGGAAUGCGCUGCGCACACUUCAGGGCCACGUGAUGGGCGUCUGGGCCAUGGUUCCUUGGGAUGAUAUUCUGGUCAGCGGCGGCUGCGACCGCGAUGUCCGAGUCUGGGAUCUGUCUACUGGUGCCUGCAAGCAUACCCUGCGAGGCCACACCUCAACCGUUCGCUGCCUUAAGAUGUCGGACGCCAACACUGCGAUAUCGGGGUCCAGGGACACAACUCUCAGGAUAUGGGACAUUAGGACCGGGCUGUGCAAGAACGUACUCGUCGGCCACCAAGCGAGCGUUCGCUGCUUGGAGAUCAAGGGCGACAUUGUUGUGUCUGGGAGCUACGACGCAACGGCAAAGGUCUGGAGUAUUUCGGAGGGCAGGUGUCUCCACACCCUUACUGGCCACUAUAGCCACAUCUACGCCAUCGCCUUCGACGGUCAGAGGGUGGCAACCGGAAGCUUGGACACAAGCGUCCGGAUAUGGAACGUGCAAACUGGCGAGUGCCUGGCCAUUCUCCAGGGGCAUACAUCCCUUGUGGGGCAACUGCAGAUGCGUGGCGGCACGCUUGUCACCGGCGGUAGCGACGGGUCCGUUAGGGUGUGGUCGUUAGAACGGUUCUGCGCCAUCCAUCGCCUAGCAGCUCACGACAACAGCGUCACCAGUUUGCAGUUUGACGACACCCGAAUCGUCAGCGGCGGGAGUGAUGGGCGGGUUAAGGUCUGGGAUCUCAAGACAGGCAACCUUGUCCGCGAGUUGGUUACUCAGAGUGAUGCGGUCUGGCGUGUUGCUUUUGAGGACGAAAAGUGCGUAGCCAUGGCACUGAGAAACAGCCGGACCGUGAUGGAGGUAUGGUCUUUCUCUCCCCCAGAAGAGUUGCUCAACGAGCAAUCCAUGUUGCCUCCAAAACGGAGGCUCGACGCGCCGGUACCAGACCGGCCGCUGAGCGCAUUCUCGCUCGACUACCGUGGACCCAGGUCCACGGGUGGGGCACAAGACAUAGACAUGCCGGAUGCCGGACCUUCAACGGCGCCUCUUCAACAGAGUGGCCCGACAUUCUUCCAGGACGCGUAGCUGGCGUUAUUACCAGGACAUUGCGAGUAGCAGCGAGCACGUGGUUCAUCUUUUUCUCUUUUACACGCAGAUACCCUCCGAAGCGGCUCGCACACGCAGGUCAGCGUUUUCUAUUAUGGUUGCACUCUCCGGCGACAGAGGCAUACGGGACUACGAUACCAAAGUCAACGAUAAGAGACACAAGUGUGGGCAUUGCUAUGGCGUUUCAAGUUUCCAACAGUUCGCAUGGUU